GAUGGCGCCGCCCAGCCGCGGCCGGGCCCGUCAGCCCUGGUGGUUCCCGGCCGGAGCUCUCCCGGCUUGAGGGACCCUCGGAGCGGGUGUCCCGGCAGCUCCGGUGCCCCGGUGCCGGCGGAGAUGGAGCAGCGCCUGGCUGAGCUGGUGGAGGAGCUCACCACGUCGGGGGAGCCGCAGCUGGAGCCCGGCAGGAUGAAGGAGCUGAAGAAGAUCUGCAAGGCGUCGGAGGAGCACAUCGGCCACGCGUACCACCUGCUGCUGACGCGGCUCCGCGAGGAGCACGCCGAGAUGCGCUUCUCCGCCUUCCAGGUGCUGCAGGAGCUGUUCGCCAGGUCCCACCGCUUCAGGACGCUGCUCAUCUCCAACUUCCAGGAGUUCCUGGAGCUCACCGUGGGCAUCGACCACGAGCAGCCGCUGCCCCCGCCCAAGGAGGUGGCGCAGAAGCUGAGGAAAGCGGCCAUCAAGGCAGUGCAGGACUGGCACGAGAAAUACGGCGAGGCCUACAAGCAGCUCUCCCUGGGAUACCACUUCCUAAAGCAGAACAAGAAGGUGGAUUUUCAGGAUGUGCAUGCCAGAACUGUGGCUGAGAGGAGGAGGGAAGAGGAGAAGCAGAAACGUCUGGAGAACAUUUACAAAGAAAAAGUCAAAAGAACUGAAAAAGAAAUGGAAGAAAUGUCCCAAGAGAUUGCUGACACACUGACAGAGAUGGAGAACUGUUUCCAGCUGCUGAUGCCAGAUCCUCUCAAUUUUGGGAUGAACGAGAUUGACCCGGAGCUCAGCAAACAAACACCUGCUAAUGAGGCUGGACCUGCAUGCCCCUUGUCCUCCCAGGGGAAAGUGACCCCGUCCUCCUUGGGGUGCAUGGAUGAUGAGCAGCCCUGCUGCAGCAAGGACAUCCUUCCUGUUUCCCAGGGUGUUACAGCUGAUGGAGGCAAGGAGGCAGAUGAGAAGGCUGAGCAAGAAGAGCUGGAUGGAGGCACACGCUCAGAUGUUCCAUACAGUGGCCCUGAUCUCCACGAUGAUGAUGAUGAUGAUGAUUACCAGACUUUUGUUAGGAACCAUGGGCUUAUUUCACAUAAAUAUACUCUAGACCUUGAAAUCUCCACAGAUAUAAAAGUGCAAGAGAAUGAAGAUAAUACUGCCAUCAUAAACAGUGUCACGGAUGCUCACAAACUUCUCAGAAAUAAGUUCUGGCCUUCUGUGCAGUCCUGGAUUCAGCUGCUUACCAGAGCAGGAGUCAAUGAUGAUCAGCUAAGGUGUGCCAUUGAACUCAAGAAUAAAAUGGAGACUGCUAUGAAGAAAUACAAGGAAAUGGACAUUUCCUUUAAAGCAAGAAAAAGAAAAGUGAUGAAAGCCUCGGAUGAUGAUGACGAGGAUGAGGAUGAAGAUGAGUUUGUGGAGGUCCCUGAGAAGGAAGGUUAUGAGCCCCACAUUCCAGACCACCUGCGGAAGGAAUAUGGACUUGAGCCCCAGUCCCCUCCAAAAGCCCCAGUGGUGAAGGCAUCAGCAGGAGCAGCCCCACUGAGGUGCCACACUCGGCUCAAAGGGAACGAGGAUGAGCUCGAUCCAACCUGUGCAGCUGCCACCCUGAAACUCCUCAGGGACAAACUCCCAAAGCUGCCAUCUCCUCACGCCAGUGAACCUGCAGCUUCUGAGACAGCAAACUUGGAAGAUCCUGACAGUAAAAGAAGAAAACUAGAAGAAAGAGCUAAAGCUCCCCUCAUGCCUUUUGGAUUAGAUCUUCACUACUGGGGAGAGGAUCAGCCAGGUGCUGGGAAGAUUCUCAAAUUUACCUCUGAGCAUCGAUUUUGGGCACCCAGUGAGGUAGAGGAAGAGGUGGAAAAUAAAGAAAUAACAGAAAUGUUAAAAACCAGGUAUAUAACAUUUGCUGGCAAGUUUGAGCCAGUGAAACAUAAAUGUCGAGCUCCCAUGCCUGAUGGAAGUCUGUGUGAAAGGCAAGAUCGGAUCAAGUGCCCUUUCCAUGGAAAGAUAAUUCCUCGGGAUGACUCUGGGAUUCCUGUAAAUGCAGAGGACAGAGCCAGAGAGGAAAAGAUGAAAUUUGAGAAGCAAGCAGCCCAGCCAGAGUGGAGAGAUCCAGAAUUCAUGAGAGAAAUUGAAGCUGCUACAGGACUGGAUCUUGGUUCCUCUAAAAGUAAUGGAAAAGGACAGAAAAAGAAAGGGAAGAAGCAAAAAUAUCCAAAUCUGACAGACCUGAAGCAGCAGGCUAACACGUCUCGUUCCCGGCUUGAGAAGAAAGUCUUCAAUAAAGGGGCCAUGAAACGGGUCAUGAAAGCCAUGAACCGGGUGGACCAAAGGAAGCACGAGAAGUUUGCCAACCAGUUCAACUAUGCACUGAAUUAAAUUCUUAAUCACCUCUGCCCUUCUUUAUUACAAGAGUGCAAUGCAAAACCCUUAGUCAAAGAUAUUUGUAUUGUCACUACAAUACUGUGCUAGGCACGUUUUUACAGGUGUCAUUUUUAAAUUGUUUCCAAGUUUAACUUAUUUGAUAAUGAAUAUUAAUUUUGGAAAAGAUGUGGUGGUGUGGAAUUGAAUGCAUUUAAAAGUUGAUAAUUAUUUGAAAUAUGCA
Messenger RNA from Melospiza georgiana, 2590 nucleotides. RefSeq names its product UV stimulated scaffold protein A (gene UVSSA). Gene Ontology annotation, biological process: response to UV; transcription-coupled nucleotide-excision repair. Gene Ontology annotation, cellular component: chromosome. The record is from RefSeq and is a predicted model, not a curated record. The coding region runs from base 124 to 2364 and encodes 746 amino acids. The transcript has 13 exons. Lineage: Eukaryota; Metazoa; Chordata; Aves; Passeriformes; Passerellidae. Gene Ontology annotation, molecular function: RNA polymerase II complex binding.